CUCAUCAAAGGCCCUCCCUUUCGAUCUUUUCCUCUUCGAUUCGCCCUAAGAUUCUCUUCGAUCUGAUCUCUGUAGAAUCUCACAUUGAUCUCUCUCUCGAAGAAGAAGCUUUUGAUUCCUCUGGGAAUGAAUGUUACCCUAACUCCGAACCAGAGCUAACAACACAACGAUGGCAGAUUCAACCAAGGAGAGGAGAUACACAGUCGGAUACGCUCUCGCAGCGAAGAAGCAAAACAGUUUCAUCCAACCUUCGUUGAUCGAACACUCACGGCGACGUGGCAUUGAUCUAAUCAAACUCGAUCCGACGAAACCGUUAUCAGAGCAAGGUAACCUCGAUUGCGUAAUCCACAAGCUUUACGACGUCGUUUGGAAACAGAAUCUAUCUCAAUUCCGCGAGAAGUUUCCACGUGUCCCCGUCGUUGAUUCCCCCGAGGCGAUUGAGCGGUUACACAAUAGAGUCUCGAUGCUCGAAGUGAUUACUCAAUUGACCUUUCCCGUCUCCGAAAGCGAACGUUUCGGAGUCCCGAAACAGGUCGUUGUGAUGGAUGAGAAUGUGUUGAGAGGUGAUGGAGCGUUAGGGGAGCUUAAGUUCCCGGUGAUAGCUAAGCCGUUGGAUGCAGACGGGAGCGCGAAGUCUCACAAGAUGUUCUUGAUCUACGAUCAAGAAGGGAUGAAGAUACUUAAGGCUCCCAUUGUGUUGCAGGAGUUUGUGAAUCACGGCGGUGUGAUCUUUAAGGUUUAUGUUGUUGGUGACUUUGUGAAGUGUGUGAAGAGGAGAUCUUUACCUGAUAUCUCUGAGGAGAAGAUCGGGACGGCGAAAGGUUCGCUGCCCUUUUCGCAGAUUUCGAAUUUGACGGCGCAGGAGGAGAAGAACAAGGAGUAUGGUGAGGAUAGGAGUUUGGAGAGUGUGGAGAUGCCUCCGACGAGUUUCUUGGAGGAGUUGGCUAAGGCGAUGAGGGGAUCUAUGGGGCUUAAUCUGUUUAACUUCGAUGUGAUUAGGGAUGCGGGGGAUAAGAGUAGGUACCUUGUGAUUGAUAUUAACUACUUUCCUGGGUAUGCUAAGAUGCCUUGUUAUGAGCCUGUGUUGACGGAGUUCUUUUGGGACAUGGUCACAAAGAAGAAUCAUGUCUGAGAAGAACAAUAGCAGGAACGUUUCUUAGGGAGGAUUUGUGCACAUUGCAAUGUGUAACGGAGACAUCUCAAUCUGUCCAAUGGUGACACCUAGCUGCUCUGCUGAUUUUUCAUUUGGAUUCUUGAACCUGUGCUUUUUUUCUUUUUUAAUUAUUAUUAUUUUGUUAGUUGUUUAUCUCUGGUUUACUUCCAAGUUUUGCAAAGCCUUGUUCAAAUGCUUAACUGUUGCCUACUCUUGAAUAGCAUUGGAUUUCUAAGUUCUUGGCCAUUUAGCUCUGUUUCUCAAUUCUUGGUACUUGGUAGUGGUGUAGAGAGUGGUUUCUCUGUAAACCUUUUAUAGCGUCUGUUUCUCAACAGUCUGUCAAGAAUGAGAUAGUUGAUUGAUGAAAAUGCAUUACAUCUUUGUAAGUUGUUGAUAGUUAACUUCCCUAGAUAGUGCUUUCCAUUCUCGUUAUUCUGAAGUUGUUUUUAUUAUAUGAAACGAGUGCUAAGUAAGCUCUAUGUAUCCGUCUUCUCAUAUGAACAAGAGACAUGAAACUGGUUUGCAAGAUAUCAUCUCC
Molecule: messenger RNA, 1691 nt
Organism: Eruca vesicaria subsp. sativa (arugula)
Lineage: Eukaryota; Viridiplantae; Streptophyta; Magnoliopsida; Brassicales; Brassicaceae
Source: the annotation of a GenBank genome assembly